Molecule: messenger RNA, 1152 nt
Organism: Cryptomeria japonica (Japanese cedar)
Lineage: Eukaryota; Viridiplantae; Streptophyta; Pinopsida; Cupressales; Cupressaceae
Product: peroxidase 5
Exons: 4
Coding region: 64-1047 (327 amino acids)
Biological process (GO): hydrogen peroxide catabolic process; response to oxidative stress
Cellular component (GO): plant-type cell wall; plasmodesma
Molecular function (GO): heme binding; peroxidase activity
Source: RefSeq, a predicted model, not a curated record
AUAAAGAGCUGAGUAAUAAAUCUCCUCAGGUCUCUUCUAGUAUUAGUAUUCACGUCGUCCAAAAUGGAAAUGAUUCUUGCUUUUGUUGCAUUGAUCCUACUGCAGUCAUUUACGAGCAGUAUGGUUGAUGGUGCCGGGUUAAAGGUUGGUUACUACCGUCAUACAUGCCCUGAGGCUGAGGGUAUUGUAAGCGAUGUUGUGGGUAAAGCUGUUAGAGCGAAUCCUGGUGUGGCAGCUAAUCUAAUAAGGAUGCAUUUUCACGAUUGCUUCGUCAGAGGUUGUGAUGGAUCAAUCCUCAUCGACUCCACAGCAGGAAAUGUUGCAGAGAAAGACUCCCCUGCAAACAAUCCAAGCCUUUUAGGCUUUGACAUCAUUGAUGCAGCAAAAUCUAGAGUAGAAGCCAAAUGCCCAGGAGUGGUAUCUUGUGCCGACAUAGUCGCAUUCGCUGCAAGAGAUGGCGCCCACCAAGCUGGCGGUUUAAUGUGGGGUGUUGAAGGAGGACGAAGAGAUGGAAGGAUAUCUCGCGCAUCGGAUACUCGAGGGAAUCUGCCACCUCCUUCAUUUGACGUAAACCAGUUGACGCAACUCUUUGCCCAAAAACAUUUGUCCCAAGAAGACAUGGUUACUCUUUCAGGGGCGCACUCUAUUGGAGUUUCUCACUGUUCAUCAUUUAGUGCAGAUCGUCUAUACAACUUCAGCGGUCGUGGUGGUCAGGACCCUUCCAUGGAUGCUCGCUAUGCCCUUCAGCUGAAGGCCAAAUGCCCCGCUUCAUCUUCUUCCUCUGAUGUUGUUGUUCCUUUGGAUCCCCUCACUCCGACUAAAUUGGACGUGAAAUACUACGUCGAUUUGGAAUACAAGCGUGGAUUACUCAAGUCCGAUCAGACUUUGAUGUCAAAUGAUGCCACUUCCAGACUGGUGAAGAUUAACGCCAAGUAUCCAACCACAUGGAGGAGGAAUUUCGGGAGAGCGAUGGUAAAGAUGGGUUCUAUUGAUGUGCUGACUGGAUCGCAGGGGGAGAUAAGGAGACAGUGUCGUGUCCCAAACUAAGGCAAAAUAUAAAUAAGUUAUUGUUGCGUUACUGUAUUCAUUAUUUGACCAGGAAAGCGAAAUAAGAAGCAUAUUGCACGUAAGUGCAAAACUGUCCAAUGAAAA